AUGUUCGCAACCAACCUUGUCAAACGCAUUGUGCCCGUUCCAGCUGUUCGACCUGAGAGCAGCGCAUUGUCCUCAUUGCCAGCCGAACCACGCUACCCGAAACGGAAGCGUGCCGAUGUGCGAUACAAUUGUGAAGACAACGAAGAUGUAGAGAGCGAUUCCGAAUUGCAAUAUAUUCCGGUAAAGGUCCUCUCUUUCACGGUGUCUUAUGCUUACGCAAUUCACCAACAGCGCGCGCGCAACACCAGACCACCUCCCAAACAUAAGAUUUUCCCCUUCAUGUCUUUGCCGGCGGAAUUGAGGAACAAAAUCUACGAAGAUUGCCUUCCUUCACCGACCAGAUUACCAGAAAACUACGAAGGAAAUAAAGAGGCAAUCUGGUUGUGCUUCAAGCAAAAGCGCUACAGGAGAACUGUCGACUACGUCCCUUCGCUCGACCAAGGCGAAAUAGCUUCGAUGCAAUAUGGCGACUACUCUGCAUCGAGACGUGCAUCUACGCAGCGUGGUCGUAUAGUCCACCAUGCCAACAAUGAUAACGAUAACUCGGACUUGGACGUUGAAGAGCCCGAGGCUGGUCCUAGGAGGCUGGGUCCCAAUAUCCUCUCCGUGAGUAAACAAAUCUACGAAGAGGCGGCUCCCAUGAUGUACGCUCAAACGCUCGUCUUCACCGACGUCAAUGCCGUCGUCGCUUUCGCAGCUACACUCUCUCCGCGUACGGCUAAGCUUCUGCGCUCAAUCGAAAUUCGUAGCUGGCAACAAACAAGAUCGCGCAAAUCGCAAGGCUAUAAUGCGAUGGCUAUGCUUGCUGCGAAGGGCGUAACCAAUCUCACUAGCCUGUUCAUCAACUGCUCGAUGGGAUACUUCAGGAGUUACAGCUGGCGAAACAAUAGAAGAGAGACUGCUGUACCAAAGAGAAUAGCGAGAAAGGUGUAUCGAGACUGCCACUUGUGGCUGGAAAUCAUGGGAUCCACGCAUGGGGAUUUGUACAAGGGAAUAGAGGUGUUGAAGCUCAGUGGGGCAAUGUUUGACAGCGAGACAUCAUGGAACGAGGUCGAAGAAGAAGACAAGACUGUGUACAAGAAGGAGCUGCAGAGAUUGUUGAGGGAGGGCGCUUGGUGA
Molecule: messenger RNA, 1119 nt
Organism: Didymosphaeria variabile
Lineage: Eukaryota; Fungi; Ascomycota; Dothideomycetes; Pleosporales; Didymosphaeriaceae
Exons: 2
Coding region: 1-1119 (372 amino acids)
Source: RefSeq, a predicted model, not a curated record